Rhipicephalus microplus (southern cattle tick) is the source of this 1816-nucleotide messenger RNA. It is a transcript of the gene DEF8, whose product is annotated as differentially expressed in FDCP 8 homolog. Lineage: Eukaryota; Metazoa; Arthropoda; Arachnida; Ixodida; Ixodidae. The record is from RefSeq and is a predicted model, not a curated record.
CUGAAGAGGCUCAUGGCUCUUAUUUCCGUAGCAAUACAACCCAAGCUGAUGGUAGCAAGCCAUGCAAUCACCAUGCCAUGCAAAAGAGAGAACAAGCGUCAGGGACGCCGACCAGCUCCCACGGUGCUCUAAGGACGCCGUAAAGUCAACUGCGGGUCAGCUGUACAAUACUGUCAAUUCCCGGUUGGUUGGCAGUCAAGUUCCAAGGGACUGCAUGCCUCACAGUUCGAAGUCUUGCUCUGCAGAUGAUAUCAAAUUAAUUGAUGCAGAACUUGGUCUUUCUGAGGAGCACUUCUCUUCGAGUCCAGAGGGGCUGCUUAGGUUUUCUACCAUCGAAGAUCUAGAAAAAGCCAUAGAGCAUUGCAAGGAGAUGAUUCUUGACUCUGAGGAGAACUCUGAAAAGCGCAAGACGUUGGUUAUCAGACUAGUUCAGCUUAGACAAAAACUGCAAGAGAUUAAGGAUGGGCCACCUGAGGAGAAGGCAGAAGACAUCAAGGUUGUAAUGGAGCACCAAUUUGAGUCGCGUACAUAUGAACGUGCCCAGCAAUAUUGUGAAAAGUGUUGUGGUAGCAUCUGGGGUGUUCUGUAUGGCUUCUACCAGUGCAAGAACUGCAAUUUCAAAUGCCACAAUAAGUGCCUGAACAGCAUUACAAGGAAAUGUGCUUAUGUACGGAUGCAGGAGAAAAGUGAAUUUGUGUUGGAGAUCUGCCCUGAGCAAGGAUUAUCAGCUCAAGGAUAUCGAUGUGCUGAGUGUGGCCAGAAUGUUUUUCCUCGGUUUGUGGUGCUGGGUGAGGCCGCAAGUGCACUCAUGCCUGCUGCCCUUCGCUCCCUGGCAGAGCAAGGGCAACCACGGCGCUGCGAGUAUACGGGCCGUUAUUACUGCUCACUUUGCCAUUGGAACAGCUCCUCUGUGGUGCCUGCGCGUGUUCUCCACAACUGGGACUUCGAGCCACGCAAGGUUUGUCGAGCAUCACUGCAGUUUCUUCGGCUCAUGGUCAAAAAGCCAGUUCUCAACAUUGACAAACUCAACCCUAUGCUGUUCACAUUUGUUGAGGAUCUCCGACACGUCAAGAAACUGCGCGAGGACAUUCUGCGAAUGAAACAGUAUUUGACUCUAUGCCAUGCAGCGCAGCAGCAAAAGUUGCUGCUGCUGUUGCACAAACGACAGCACUUCGUCGAAGGAAGCGAGUUAUACUCCCUUCAAGAUCUCAUUGACCUUCAUGAUGGCAACUUGUUGGGCUAUCUGACCCAGGUGCACCAGGUUUUCCUCGACCACAUCACUAAGACCUGUGAAGGAUGCCGUGGAAGAGGCUAUUUGUGCAAACUGUGCAACAGUGAUGAAGUUAUUUUUCCACUUGGAAGUGACACUUAUAACUGUUCCGACUGUGGUUCUGUUUAUCACAGGGAAUGUCGUGAGAAAUCCCAGGAUCCUUGCCCAUGGUGUGAAUGGAGAGCCCGUCAACAAAACAGGACUGUCGGAAACGCGCCCGAGCUUCCAGGCUCCUGAUUCAACUAAGCGAGAAGAAAGUAUCACUAAAGCAUUGAUAUGUACACUAGAUAGCCAACAGAUUCAUAUUUAUUUCCAGAAACUCACAAUAGCUGUUACUGGCAUAUGUUGCUUAACAUUGUUUACCAUCCGUUAUUGUUGGCAAAGCAUUCUGCUUAAUGGAUAUACAUGUUGCAUUGCUAGUGCUUUGCUUGAAGACAGCAUGCAUUACGAUUGACUGUUAAUAAAACCAACCAGACAUGCAGCUAGGGAGGAAAUGCGCACAAUUAAAUGCCAAAUGUUUUCUAGCUGUGGUUGUCCAUGUUACUU